AAGCCCUCUGGUCCUUGUUAAACACCAACGCACACCAUCCUCCCUCGGCAUUUCUCGCGGUUUCCACUCAUCGCCCGAAGCACCCUCAGAAACUCAACAAAACCACACGCACCUCGGAGAAACAUGUCCUCCCCCAGCGGCAUCCCCGUCCUCGUCAUGGGCCUCAAGAGCGGCGGCUCCUUCAGCGAGGAGGACAUCAAGAAGGCGACGGCCGCGCAGGCCCGCCUCGCCGUCGAGGCCGGCUUCGCGCCCGUCCCGUGCAUCCUCGACCCGGCCGCGGACGACGCCGCCAACGUCGCCACCGUCCGCGAGCAGAUCAAGAAGACGCCCUUCAAGAUCGUCGCCAUCGGCGGCGGCGUCCGCGGCGACCUGGCCCGGACCCCGCUGUUCGAGCAGCUGGUCAACAUCUGCAUCGAGGAGAUCAAGCCCACGCCCCGGCUCGUGUUCCCGUCCAGCCCGGAUGACGCGGUCGCUGCUCUGAAGCGGGGCUUUGCUUGAGGCUGUGUGAUGAGCUGGGGGUGUUGACUAUGUUGUUGGGAAAUGUGCUCGGGUGCGUGGAAGGGAGGGAGAAUAGAGAGAUGGGCUGCUGGAGUUUUUUCUUAGGACAUUAUACGAGGGCGAGUUCAUGUUAUGUUUUCAUGCAAUGCUGCUUUUAGGAGGUGAAGGUGUCUUUUUGUUUUUUUUACUGCUUCUGCCAUAGUGACAGUUCCGGAGCACCCUCAGCUCGCUACGCCCCACGGCGUUAAGGGGCAACCAGCCUGCCUCGUAACCUUCCUCUUCACGAAUGUGCUAGGGAUAUUUGGCGCAUGACGGGUGGUAUUAUAAGAUUUUAAACGGCUUCCAUCAAACUGCUUCCAUUAAACUGCC
Messenger RNA from Gaeumannomyces tritici R3-111a-1, 867 nucleotides. RefSeq lists its product as hypothetical. The record is from RefSeq and is a predicted model, not a curated record. Lineage: Eukaryota; Fungi; Ascomycota; Sordariomycetes; Magnaporthales; Magnaporthaceae. The transcript has a single exon. The coding region runs from base 124 to 498 and encodes 124 amino acids.